CCGGGUAAUAUCGCGAUUGACACUUGUCUGGCUGAAAUAAUUACAAAUUUUAAUGUUAUCAACCGAGAAAAAAGAAUUUUGGAUAAUUUAUUAUGGGAGACACAGACUCUGCUAAUGAUCCAGAGCUCCAGGUCAAGAAAUUGCAGGAUUUAGUUAAGAAAUUGGAGCGACAAAAUGAACAGCUAAGGAACAAGACAAACCUUGACGAAAUCGGAAUGGAAACAACCAACUCGUCGGCAACGGAAAUAAGCAAACUGUCACGAUCGAACAGUGAAACAUUCACAAAAGACGUUAUGAACUUGAGUCUUGACACUGUCGAUGAAAUACAAGUAGACACAUUUGUGGACGGUGACGAAGAUACAUGGCUGUAUUCAUCACCAGCUAAGCCUCCUACUCCAGAGCAAAGAAAAGUUAGUCCAUAUAAAUGGGCAAGGCAAGAUUUUGAUAACCCUACCUCAGAUAUGGAAAAAGCUAGGAGAUCCCUAUAUGCAAGGUUAGAAGAAGUUACAAGAUUAAGUCGGAAUUUCAGUCCAUUCUCCAGUCCAGUUUCUAGUAGUAAACCUAUUGUAGUUUCACCAACUAAACCACCUGAGGUGAAUCCAGUACAAAGUUCAUCUCAGAUGUCUUCAAUAGCCCUGAAAGGUGGUGGUGAAGGGGGUGAACUUGCUGUUAACAGGUCACCAAGAGGUGAGGUUGCUGUUAAUAGGUCGCCAAGGAAGGAAAGGCAUGUAUUACCAGAUGAAGAACGGAUAGGCAUGAGUAAAUUAGAAGAUGUUACUGAUGUACAGAUAAUAGCUAGAAUGCAGGAAGAAAGUUUACGGAGAGCUAGUCUGAGAUCUCUCACCCCACCCCCACGUAGGAGAAUAUCUUUACCAUCAGGAGCUAACAGUGGUUUAAGACAAUCCACUCAGAAUUCAUCCCCUUCUUCAUCACCAAGAAGAGCUCAUCCUCAGUCACCUCAGCAAUUACAUCAACAACAACUUUAUCAACAACAACAACAACAACAACAACAACAACUCUAUCAUCAACAACAAAAACAACAACUCUAUCAACAACAACAACAAAUGCACCAUCAACAACAAAUUCAUCAACAACAACAACGGCAGCAUCGAGCACAUACUCAGAAAGCUCUUUCACCUAGACAGAGGCAGUAUGAGAAUGAGUUUGUUGGGGAGGACUAUGAACAUGAGCAAAAUACAGUGGUAUUUAGAAGGAGGCCAUCUUUAGAAAGAGUCAAGAAAAAUCCUGAUGGGGACGUCAAAAGAUAUAGUUUGGGUGCUUCCCUCUCCAACCACCAUGCAAUUACACCGGAUGAUUUAGCUAAUUUAAAUAUUGCAGACCAACACAAUAGGCAGAGGUCAUCACAUAGUGGAGGAGGAAGAAGACAGCCACCAUCACCACCCCCAACUGCUACGUCCCAUCCGCCAUCCCCACCCCAACCUGCCCAGUACCACCCUCCAAUCCCACCCCCACAUGCUCAUCCUCAAUUAUAUCUCCAGCAUGAAGAAAAUCAUAUCCAUGAUUCAAGACUUCGGCAACCUUCGCAUGUUUCUCAUCUAAAAGCUCCUUCACCUACCAAGUUACGAACAAGUUCACCUCAUCGUAGCGGUAUACCUGUACGCAGUGGUGAACUUUCACCCCAGCGUAGUAGUUCAUUACCCCGACCUGUAUCAAGUCAUGGUAAUCUACACAAGUCACGUAAAGGUCAACCCACUAAUCAUAGUAGAAGCACUUCCAUUCCAAGACAAGCAGCAAAUGCAAACAGAAUAAGAGAUGAAACUUGGAAAGAAGGAUGUUUUUAGAUUCACUUUGCAAUGUACAAUGCUCAUUUUAUUCUCACAAUGUGUGACCUGUUUGCUACCCCUAAGUCUUAGUGUAUGUAUUUGAUGAAUUACAAAUUGUGUAAUGUAGCUGUGUAAUGUGGGAUAGCUAAUUGAUGAGUCACACACCUUCUGGGCAUGCUUUAAAUGGUAUGAAUUUCUUAGCUGUGUAAUGUGGGAUAGCUAAUUGAUGAGUCACACACCUUCUGGGCAUGCUUUAAAUGGUAUGAAUUUCUUUCUGGAAAUUUGAACUAGCCCAGAAUUUAAUAAUUCAUCUAAUAUGUUUGAAUGAGUAAUGGAGCAUUCAUUUAAGAAAUCUCGCAGAGAACAUGUUAGCUUAUCAAAAUUGUCACUGGCCAGAAUACAAACAAUUGAUUUGAAAUCCCUAUUGGCCAACCAAUUAUAAUUUUCUAUUUACUCUCUCUUUAUACAAAUCUAAUUUUAUGACAUUUUAUUACAACCACUGUUGGGUGAGUGAGAAAUGAUGUACAAUAUUUAACAA
This is a messenger RNA of Saccoglossus kowalevskii, 2322 nucleotides long. RefSeq lists its product as uncharacterized. Gene Ontology annotation, cellular component: microtubule plus-end. Gene Ontology annotation, biological process: cytoplasmic microtubule organization; positive regulation of microtubule polymerization; microtubule nucleation. The record is from RefSeq and is a predicted model, not a curated record. Lineage: Eukaryota; Metazoa; Hemichordata; Enteropneusta; Harrimaniidae.